AGAGGAGGACGAGGAGGAAAGAGGCGGGAGCAGGCAGGGAAGCGAAGCAGCAGCGACUGGGCUUUCCCAGUGCCGCUGUUGCCCUUGCGCCUUGCUCCACAUUCACUCGGGAGGAGCAGCAGCAGCGCCGCGAGAAGCUCCUCAGCCCUCCGCUUGCGAAUGAAACCAUAACAAACCACCGAGGGCCCAAUGGGAAGGACCCGGGAGCGGCAGGUUGCGAAAGAAACCGCGCGGCGACGUACCCGGCGCCGGCCCAGAAGGCAGCCUUGACCGACGGAGGGCGCCUCGGCUCGCCCAAGGGUUCCCCGCCCUCGCGCCGCCUUCGGUGGGGGAAGGAGGCAGCCCACGCCCACGCCGGCGGCUCUGGGGGCUGCAGCCGCCAAAGCCAAAAAACGUCGACCGUGCACCGUCCGGCUUGACGCGAAGCAGCCGGCGCCGGAGAGCGAGCGGGCGGCGUGGCGGGUGCCAGCCGGGCAUGCGGGCAGGCUGCAACUGAGGCGCGCGCGCGCGGGCUGCUGUGGAUGCCAUACUCUAAUCCAGGAUGAAUGAAUGUCACUAUGAUAAACGCAUGGACUUCUUCUAUAACAUGAGUAACACAGCCACAGCAGAUGAGUGGACGGGGACAACUCUCGUCAUUGUCUUAUGUUUUGGGGCCUUCUUUUGCCUCUUCAUUUUCAUCUCCAAUUCACUGGUCAUAGCCGCUGUGGUCAAAAACAAGAAGUUCCACUUCCCUUUCUACUACCUGCUAGCCAACCUAGCAGCUGCGGACUUCUUUGCAGGCAUCGCUUAUGUAUUCUUGAUGUUCAACACCGGCCCAGUCUCCAAAACACUAACUGUUAACAGGUGGUUUUUGCGACAGGGACUUCUGGACACUAGCCUGACGGCUUCUCUGGCCAACUUGCUAGUCAUUGCCGUUGAGCGCCACCUGUCUGUUGUUCGGAUGAGGGUGCACAGCAACCUCACAAAGAAGAGGGUCACCUUUUUCAUUUUGUUGAUCUGGGCCAUAGCUAUUUUCAUGGGCGCAGUGCCCACCUUGGGCUGGAACUGCCUCUGUGAUAUCUCAACCUGCUCUUCGCUGGCUCCUAUUUAUAGCAGGAGUUACUUGAUAUUUUGGACCGUCUCCAACCUGGGAGUUUUCUUCAUUAUGGUGGUGGUGUACAUAAGAAUCUACAUGUACGUCCAGAGGAAAACAAAUGUUUUAUCUCCGCACACGAGUGGAUCCAUCAGCCGCAGGAGGACUCCAAUGAAACUUAUGAAGACAGUCAUGGCGGUCUUAGGUGCCUUUGUUGUGUGCUGGACUCCCGGCCUUGUCGUCCUUCUUCUCGACGGCUUGAACUGCACUCGUUGUGAGGUACAGAAUGUGAAGCGGUGGUUCCUCCUCCUGGCCCUUCUGAACUCUGUCAUGAACCCCAUCAUUUACUCGUACAAAGACGACGAGAUGUCGAGCACGAUGAGGCGCAUGAUCUGCUGCUCUUUUGAGGAGAGGCCGGAGCGCCGGUCUUCGCGGAUCCCCUCCACGGUGCUCAACAGGAGUAUGGACACCUCUAGUCAAUACUUAGAAAAUGGCAUCACCCAAGGGACGAUCAGUGGCAAAGGAAACACCUGAGCCACACUCUCUCAUUCUUCCUCCUUAAGAAAUGGACUGUGGCUUGUGCGGCGGAUGCAAGCGGACCAAGCACUGAACCAGCUGAGUUCAUAAUCCCGAAACAGCAGAAGUGUAUACUCUGUGUGCCAGGAAACCCAAACCCCAGUGGGGCGUGACAUCAUUGUAAAUAAUUAUUGGAUGAGAGGGGGAAUAUGCUGGAAGGGAUGGAGAAGAAUAGAAGAGCGGACUUAUUCUGCAGUGUGUGUUUUUAAAGUUGGAAAACUGUACAACCGGCAUUGUGGAGUCCUCAUUCUUCAGAGGCCAAGUUACCACUGUGUGUGGCAUAUACCACUACAGACUGCUGAGAUGAGGCUGGUUCUCACAUCUAAAUGCUUAUCUGUCUAUAUCUAUUAUCUAUCCAUCUAUCAUCUCCACAUAGAGAACUAGGAUAUCAGGGAGAAGAGUUGUAAACUAGCUUUCUGAUUCAUGUUUUAAUUCUCUCUGUGGAAAUAUUUUUGUUUUAUUUUAUUUUAGUUGUUGUAUGGAGGGCUAUUCAAUACUGUGAGAUCCAGACCAAAGUUGCAGCCUGUCCCUAUGCAUGUUUACAUUGGAGUAUGUGCCAUUUUGCUCAGUGGGGGUUUGCUUCCAAAUGAUAUGCAUUGCUUCGGAUUGCAGCCCUAAAGCCCUUUUGAACUCAGUGGGACUUGCUCCCGAGUAACCAUAUAUCGGACUGGGCUCUUCAGUCUCCUGUGUGGUACGGUGUUUGUGCUCCUCCAGUAAACAUUUUUAUUUUUCAUGGCGUAACAGGGUUGCAAAACCAAAACAGCUCUUCUUCAUGUUUAUCUGGUGCCCCUGCCCCAUCCCAGUAAAUGUAAUGAUUUCUGAGCAUCCUGACUUUCCUUCCAAGCUGUGAUUAUGGGGUGGGGGAGUUCAGGAGAUUUCUGCAAUAAACUAAUUGCACGCAAAGGCAGCCAGUCUCCCAAUAACAUAUUAUUCCGUGCGUAUGCAACAUUUGUGACUUGUUCGUAGGGACAGAACUGUUUGCUCUUAAAGAAACAAGCCAAAUAAUCACUGACUGCUUCAGUUGAAAGUGGGACAAUGAGGAUUGAUGGCAGUAUUUUUAAGCCUCUGAUCUUACCUUUCAGCUGUCACAAGUUCAGGCCUGAGUUGCUAGCACAAAAUAUGUUGGAAGUUUGGUUAUUAAAUUUGAGUUUCUGAAAAGUCCCGGCUUAAAAAAAAAAGGAUUUAGACUAUUGUGUGGUGAAAGUUAGACCUGUAUAACAGAGACAUAAGCAAGAAUAUUUGUGCACUUUGUGGUUUAUGGUUUGAAUCCUUUCAAGUUAGUGAGGGAAAAACUUCUUGCAAAGGCAUGGGAUCAUACUUUUUGUUAUUUCAAAGUAUUUUUUUAUGUGCAUAGAUUAAUUUUCACACUGUACUUUUUAAGUGGUUUUAUCUCCUGUGAACUGUGUGUGAGAUCAGUGGUAUACUUCAGGCGAUGGUCCAGAAUUGUAAAUAAAUGCAAUGCUUUAUAUCUGA
This is a messenger RNA of Podarcis raffonei (Aeolian wall lizard), 3121 nucleotides long. It is a transcript of the gene LPAR3, whose product is annotated as lysophosphatidic acid receptor 3. Bases 542 to 1606 code for a protein of 354 amino acids. Gene Ontology annotation, molecular function: lysophosphatidic acid receptor activity. NCBI's taxonomy places the organism in Eukaryota, Metazoa, Chordata, Lepidosauria, Squamata, Lacertidae. The transcript is spliced from 3 exons. Gene Ontology annotation, cellular component: membrane. The record is from RefSeq and is a predicted model, not a curated record. Gene Ontology annotation, biological process: G protein-coupled receptor signaling pathway.